Diceros bicornis minor is the source of this 3807-nucleotide messenger RNA. RefSeq names its product proline-rich protein 36-like. Bases 1 to 3807 code for a protein of 1268 amino acids. The transcript is spliced from 10 exons. The record is from RefSeq and is a predicted model, not a curated record. Lineage: Eukaryota; Metazoa; Chordata; Mammalia; Perissodactyla; Rhinocerotidae.
AUGCCAUUCUCUCCACACCCUACUGAGGUCGCGGUCCCCAUCUUGCUGGCCUGUGCCACCCACCGCGAUUUUUCACCUCGGGGCCUCGCCCUGGCCACCUGCCUGCCUCCCGGGACACGCGCAGCGCAGCCAUCUGCUCGCCAGCCAACGACAGAGCCCUCCCUGCACAGGGCCUGCCUGGCACCUGAGCCCAAGCCGGGAAGGUUGCUCCACCGGGGCCACCCCCCUCGGCGGCCACACCGCGUCUCCAAGCGGGAAACCGCAGCCGGGGCCGAACCCCACCACACCGGCGCGCUCCCUCAGCGGGCUGCCCGCGAGCCGGCAGCCACUGCGCCACAGCGCUCCUCCGAUCCGAGACCGCGCUCCUGCCUCGCCACCGACGCACCGGAGCUGGACCCUGGCCGGGGAGCCGUCGGCCAGAGCGCAGAAGCCAGGCUCGGGCACUUGGCCUGGCCUCUGGGCCUGAGGCCCGCUCGGCGGCGGGCGGCGGCGGAGGCUGCGCUCCCGGGCCUCCAGCUCCGACGGCUCCCCCCACGCCCCGCCGCCCCCGCCCUCGCACAGCCGGAGCACCGUUCCCGCCCGUGCCCGCCCUCGCGCCCAGCGCCCCGGCAAGAAAGCCAGCCGCCCAAGGCACUUUGGGACCGGGCUGUGGGUCGUCGAAGGAAACGUCGGCCUUCAGCUGCACCCGCCCACAGAUCGCCUACCCUGACUGGCAUUCGGGCGCGGGCCAGGCUUGGUCCGGCUCCCGGCUGCCUCUGGCGACGCCGGCCAUCUCGCCGCGGCCCUGGGCGGCAGAGAAGGCGCGGCACGGGCCGAGCCUGCCUCGGUGCCUCGGUGCCUCCUCGCCCGCCCCCUUGCGACCGCGCCUGCGCCCUAGCGCCCUUCACGUACCUGGAGCCUCUCUUGGAGCCCACCAGUCCGCCGCCUGCUCAGAUGGAGCAGGUGGCCGCGGAGGGCGGGGACCAGCGUCGGGCGGCUGGUGGCGGCGGCCAUCGGUGCAUGGGUGGUUCAGUGGUAGAAUUCUCGCCUGCCACGCGGGAGGCCCGGGUUCGAUUCCCGGCCCAUGCAGCACCCCGAUCCCCUUUUGGUCCCGCCGCCCCAACGCCGAGCGAGGCUUCCUCUCUCCCGCGCUCAAGGCACCUGUCCCACACCGGCUCUGCGGCCCACCGCAGCACAUUCCACGUGCUCUCGUCUCCCCCGCCCCCACCCCCAAGCCCCCUCUCUCGCCCUGGAGACAGAAAGUGCACGCGGGGAACCAAGCCCCCGUGCCCAGACACCUCGACCGCUCAGCCACUCUUGUGCCCACACGCCUUCCUUGUCCCUCUGCUCUUCGCUCCCGUGACCCCGCUCGGCUCACGCCUUUCGCUUCGAGGAAGGCUACCCUGCACCACACACUGGCCCCCGCACGCCCCACUCCGUCACGGGGGUUCGCCCCCGCUCUCUGCCUCGCUCUACCCCCGCUCCGAGAAUCAGACCGUGUCGGUUCCUACCACCAGUAGGAGGCAACUUGCCACUCCUACGAGUGAUCCACCGCAUUCUCCCCGACGGUCACCGACUCGUGAUGGCGCGCGCUCCAGUCGUUCCGAAGAGUUCCACGAUAUCAUCACGAUGCACACACACAGCGAGCAUUCAUUCACCUUCUCCCGCUUGGCCGCUCUAUUUCCCAAACGCUGGCCCGCCCCUCCACCACUAAAACCACCUCCGCCGCCACCACCACCAAGUCCACCGAGUCACCUCCACCAGGGCCAGCACCACCGCUAUCGUCACCGCCGCCGCCACGAACACCCCCGUCGCAGGCAGCACCACCACCCCGAGAACCACCGCGGACACUCCCGGGUCCAACAGCACCACAGCCUGCAAACCCCAAGCGGCACCGCCAGCCCCAGCACCUCCUCCUCCACCCCUCACCACCCUCCUACUCCCCCAGACACCCCUACUCCUCUCCUGCCCCACACUCCCCUCCCCGCUCCGCCCCCACCCGCGGCCCCCACGUUCCAAAUUCUGCUUGGCCGGGGACCCCCCCAGGCUCACCCCCUCCAUCCCUCCGCCACCAACCCCGUGGACCCCGGGCCCCUCUACGCACACUUCCACCGGUCCUGUCCUCCUCCCUCGGGCCCCUCGGACAAACCCCUGCUCCGUCCCCACCGGCACCCUAAACCUCGGCCCCCCCACCGCACCGCCCCCCCCCCCCCCGCGGCACCCGUGCCGGGCAAGCCCCGCACCUCCCCGCCCACGCUCCACUCCGACCCACCCGGGACGCCCUCCCACACCUCCCCCGUGAGCAGCACGACGCUCACGGCCGUCCCCUCUUUUCGGGGUCGUUUGGCCCUGUGCCCUGACCCGCGUGGGAGGCCACCCACGGGAACAGACACCUUCAUCCCGCUCUGUCACCCGCCCACCCACACUCACCCCCAGCACCCCGGCCAGGCCGGGGCUCCUCGGCACACGUCAGAACGGCUCCGUCUAAACCCGCGGAGUGUGCCGCCGCCGCCGCCGCCGCCGCCGCGGCUCUCUGCCCUUCCUGGGCUCGGCUCUCCACUUUUGCCUCCGAAGGAGCCAGUCGGCGAAGAGGUGUUCAAGUCGCUGACAGCGGCCCGGUUGUUGUGGCGGGAAGGAGACCGAGAGCUGCCACCUACUUCGGUGGCGGGCUCCGGCUCUCGGCUCCCCUCGGCGCACGAGACCACGACGCACUUGGCGCCCAAUCGGCGGCCCCGGGGAGACGCAGCCGGCACAGGACCUGGCCGGCGGCGGCGGGUAAGCUGCCCGCGCCUUCGCCGGCACGAGGCGCCAAGAAGAGCGGGAGCGAGGCGAGCGUCCGAGGAGGAGGAGGAGGAGGAGGAGGAGGAGGAGGAGGAGAGACGUCGGGUGGGCGAGGCGAGGCGAGCGAGGGCCAAAAAGGUUGGCAGGGGCGCAGGCCAGCCGCGCGCGGCCCCCCGGCAAUGCAGGCGCCCUAGCGUUCUUCCUGCCCGGCUGCACCCUCAAAACACUGCGCGCGCCUCCUUCUCGCACACACGCACACGGCCGCGGGCCCGGCUCCCGGCCUCCGGCUCCCGGCUCCGGGCCAGGAGGGCCCUGCGGUUCCGCAAAAGCCCGCGCCGCCCCGAGAUGCCGGCCCGGGGCUCGCGCCGGCGCCGUCACGCCGCCGCCGCUGCCGCCGCCCGGCGCAGCCCUGCCCCGACGCCCCGCCCGCUCGCAGCUCGGCGCUGCCCCAGGCGCCGCCAACGGCCGCCCCGCGCCAGACGCAGCGGCCCUCGUCCGCCGGCCCGACCGCCUCUGGGGGCGCCCUGGCCGCCGUUCGACCCGACCAAAGCCAAAGCCGACCCCGACCCCGUCACGUCCGCCCUCCUCCUCCCUCCUCAGGUCCUGCGGCAGCGGGCUCGGCCAAGCCCUUCUCCACCGGCGGCUCCGCCAGGCCACUUCCGCGAGGCACCGAGGCGGGGGACCCAUCCGACCCCCGACCCGUCCCGGCAGCUGUGCAGCUGUGCGUCGCGUCGCAAGGAGCCCAUUGCGCCAGCCACCUUGGCAGGGCCGCUCGUCGGGCGCCGUGGGGAGGAGCAGAGGAAGCCCUCGCUCGGCUGCGGCGAGCAAGCGCCCGGCGAGGAGGAGGACAAGGAGGAGGGGAGAAGGGUCCGGGUGGGCGAGGGUGGGCAGCCGGGGCACGAGUCGGCGGCCUGCGCCUCGCUGGAGGGCGGGGGAGGGAGAAGAAGGGCCCUUGGGCGCAAGCGGCUGGACGGAGAGCGGUGCCGGCGACCAAAAGAGGGCGUCUUGCCUCCCCGUCGGGGAAUCGAACCCCGGUCUCCCGCGUGA